Marasmius oreades (fairy-ring Marasmius) is the source of this 5050-nucleotide messenger RNA. RefSeq lists its product as uncharacterized. The transcript is spliced from 16 exons. Gene Ontology annotation, biological process: protein phosphorylation; cell surface receptor signaling pathway. Gene Ontology annotation, molecular function: oxidoreductase activity; protein kinase activity; ATP binding. The record is from RefSeq and is a predicted model, not a curated record. NCBI's taxonomy places the organism in Eukaryota, Fungi, Basidiomycota, Agaricomycetes, Agaricales, Marasmiaceae. The coding region runs from base 1 to 4776 and encodes 1591 amino acids.
AUGGAAGCUGCAAACGUAAAUAUUGUGGGAAUUUUAGAUCCCGCAAACUCCGAAAUCACCGACGUCACUCAGACGACAGAUUCAAUUUUUCCCCCUGCUUCCUUUCUUUCCACGACGUUGAUGACGAUGCCGGCGACGAAAUCAACGUCUCCAUCUCCAUCCCCUUCAGCGUCCCCCUCAUUGUCUCCGUCGCCGCCGUUGCCUUCGAGCUCGUCGUCAUCCAGUUCGCGCUCACGCCCGCCUUCAUUCACCAACACGCCUUUAUCAAGCUCGCCGUUGAGUAGAGUUGCAACUUCGGGUUCCGACUCUGCAGCAACAAUCGUCCCUUCAACUUCCCUUCAACCCUCUGUUUCUUCAGCAACGCCUCCCGCACAUUCUUUUUCUUCCUUACUUCUCUCUGCAGAGGGUGAUUCUACUGCGCAACUGGAAUCGUAUGCAUCUUCUUCAUCCUUCCGUAUCCGAUCUAGAAGUCCAGGAAGGGCGGAAGAUCCACUGAAGCUAGAAAAGGCUCUCAGUGCUUCAUUCACCUGGUGGGGGAAUAGCGAUGAGAAGGAGAAAAUCGCUGAGAAGGAUGACAAGGCGAGAGAUGCGAUGAUCAGCACGUUGAGACCAUGGCGAGAGGCUAGUUCUGGGCCGCCUAAGAGGAAGGGUACUAUUCCUCAGCAGCAGACUGAAGGAUGGCUCGUUACCAGGCAGCGGGUCGCUCAAGCUGUUCGCGCGGUGCUGGGUACUGCAGUCGACGUUGCACACGAAGCACUGGUUCUGAGCGCUGAUGUUCUUGAGCUGGCGCCCGUUCCAGGUCUCUCGCCAGCGGCUAGGACCUUGUUGUUGAUUUGGGAUUCGUUGCAGUUGGUGGAUCUUAACCGACUACAGUGUCUUCGUUUGACUGAGCGAUGCGCGGAUAUCUUGCUAUCAGUUAGGCAAGAAGUAAGAGAAGCGGGUGACCAGGUCACGGAAGAGUUGGCAGUUCCUAUCACCAAGUUGACCGAGGCUUUCAAUUCGGUCUACGUUUUCCUUCAAAAGCAAGCCCAUCGUCCUUUUCUCAAGCGGUACCUCAAGCGAGAUGAAAUCCUCAGGCAGAUCCAAGGCUGUGAUGUAGAACUGCAGGAGGCAUUGGGCAUGUUCAGUCUUUCCAUCCAAAUUCGGAUCCUCAAGCAAGUUCAGGCAUCGGAAGCUCACAGACAAGCAGAGAACAAGAUACUUCUUGACGAGGUCGUACGAGACCGUAAGGAGAGAGAGGAAGAGCGGGUCAUGCGAGAAGCGGAUAAGAAGGAGAGAGAGGCUGAUAGGGAGAGACGAAGUGGUCUCAACCCCUCAACGCUUCCCCCACCAUACCCAAGCACUUCAUCCACAACUACCCUUACCAGCACCGAGACCGUUACACCUGUCACGGAUAGCCAGGCUAUAACCGCUCCCGGGGAACCACCUGCAGGGCCAUCAACGUACCCCGCAGGUCCGUUAUAUGCCACCUAUCCACUCUCGCCUACGAUUUCGGGCCAGUCUACUUCUGCCACGCCCACUGUUAACUCAUCUCCGCCGUCUUUGUCGAAACUACCGACUAUUACUAUUCCAGACCAACAACAGCAUCCAUCCGUUCUUUCACCACCUCCUAGUUCACCUACUUCACUUUCCAAAGCUCUAGAGGCCGUUCGAAUACGCCAAAACCUCUCUGACGCUGCCCUUGAUGCACAAGAUCUUCGCAACCUCAUGAGGGAAGCGUUAGCCACGGGAAACGACAUGGAGAUGUUACAAGUGCUUGGUGUAGGGAGGGAAGAGAUGCCUGAAGCUAUCAAAACUAUGCAAAGGGCGCUUGAAACGUUUGUUGAGAAGGAGAGACAAGAGGAGGAUGAGAGUGUUUUGAGGCUGAAAGAGUUUCAGAAUGAGAUGGUGGGUGGGUUCCAUGCUCAGAAUCCGAAUCCGAAUCCGAAUCCGGAUGAUGUGGUUUGGAAAGGUGGGAGGCCGGGUGUUACGAGGAGUUCGAGUGCGACGAGUAGGGUUAGUGUUGGGCUUGCCAAGAUGGCUCGACGGAUAUCUGUGCAAGGUGGUGUACCGACUGUACGUGAAGAGGGAGAUUCGUCGUCGUCGUCUGGAUCGGAAGGGAAGGGCGGGUGGUUGAAAGGGAGGAAUGGGGUGAGGAGGAGUAAGACUGUUUCUACUCAGAUGACUGGGACCAGUACGAGUGGUGACAGUGGGGUGAGUGGGGUGAGUGCUGGUGGGAGUGGUGGAAGUAGUGGGAGUAAACCAAAGGAUACGUUGGAUCGAGAGUUUAUGGAGAGUGGGAUUGAUGCCUUGCGGAGGAUGAGUAGAGGUGCUGAGAAGGAGCUCAGUUUGCCUAGCUGGACUAUUACGAGAUACGAAGUCGACCGUGAAAAGAAGAUCGGCAUCGGAUUCUUCUCUGAUGUCUACCGUGGCACCUGGCGGAACCGUACCGUGGCUAUCAAAGUUCUUGCCGAAACCACUCCUCGCAAUCUGUUCAGACGCGAGAUUGGGAUAUGGAAACAACUUUUCCAUCCUAAUGUCCUCCAACUCUGUGGUGCAUCCAGCGCGAGUGGGGAUCCACCAUGGUUUUUUGUCAGUCCGUACCUCAAGAAUGGAUCGCUUUCUGACUUUCUGAGGAGGAUUGUGAAUCGGGAAGGAGGACCACCUGUUGGUUUGGGGUUACCGGGGUAUCUGUAUCCUUCGAGUGGUUCGAUUGGGAGGUUGGCGGUGUCACCUUCGGCAGCGACUAUUACUGAGAAUGGUGGUGGUGGUGGUGGUGGUAGUCGAGUGAGGACGGCGAGUUAUCCUGGGUGGUCGGUGGUUGCUGGUGGGGAUGGAACGUCACGAUCGAGAGCGGGGAGUUUUUCUGGGUCAGGGUCAGGUGGUGGUGUUGUAGGACUUGGGUUACAGGGUGUUCCUGCUGUUUCUAAUCUGAUGUCGACUUCGUCGUCUCAAAUUGGUCACCGACGGGGGAGGAGCGGGAGUGGGAGCGGGAGUGCACCUGGGAUGGCUAUGAAUGCGUCUGCGGUGUUACUUGGAGAGGUGGAGAAGGAGUGGGAUUUGUUGAAGUUUAUGCAUGAGAUUGCGAAAGGGAUGGAGUAUCUGCAUAGUAAUGGGGUGUUGCAUGGAGAUUUGAAGGCUGCCAAUGUGCUCGUCGACGACAAGAUCCACUGCGUCAUAUCUGACUUUGGUCAGAGCGAGAUGAAGUCUGAGGCUUAUAGGAUAAGUGGUACUCCUCCUCCUCAUGGUACUCUCAGAUGGCAGGCGCCAGAACUCAUGUCCGGUGUCUGUCAACUGACGGUAGAAAUGGACGUUUAUGCGUUUGGUAUUACCGCUAUUGAAAUCUUGUCGAUGGGAAGGAUGCCUUGGCCUUUGAUGGACGAUGAUGCGGUCAGGCAUUUUGUUCUCAAAGACAACAGUCGACCGACUAUCCCGCAAACGCGCUUUAGUACUGCGGCUCUUCAAGGCAUCAUUCAAGCCUGCUGGGAAAAGGAUCCUUUCCUUCGACCGGCAUUCUCUCAAGUUGCUCGCGAUCUCAAAAAGUUGAGGAAGAACGGUGAUUCGUCUGCACCAGAAGAUGUUAUGUCACCAAGGAUGCCCGAGUCUAUGGACUAUGGACAUUCCAGGCCCAGUCCCGAUAUGCGGCCUAUUCCUCUACCUUCGGUUACCCCUCCUCGAGACUCGUCUCUUCCAGUUCUAGGAAAUUCACCUGGGUCAACCUCAGACGCAUCAUUCCGCACCGCGCGCGAACGCGAUCUGUCCUAUUCACCGCCUAUCACUACCUCCGCGUACCACCGCGAAGACAGUGCGAGCUGUACAUCUAGAGUUCAGAUGCCGGAACCGGUGAUCUAUACGCCAUCCGCACCGAGCUCAGCGACUUCUUCGAUCUUUACGUCGGAUCCUAGUACUCGUUCUGAGACGGAUUCUAUCUUUGCGCUUGGACACCCACCGGAAUAUGAUGGGUAUGACUCGCCACCGCCAUUGGAUUCGCGGCUUGCGGAGGCCAGGGAUGAGAGGAGGUAUCGGAUGUUGUUGGUUCAUGACUUCCAUCCUUCUCUCACUCUCCCACUUUGGUCUCCAAAUCCUGUUGCGAUUGGAGCUGUUGGAUAUCUUCAAAAGCCCCAGGGCAAAUUCGUGACUCUGUUCAAUGCUUUCAAUACUGAAAAAUCGAAGGAUGUUCAAGCCAAGGGGAUACCAUCGGUUUAUGGGUAUGGAAAAGUCACGACGGGUCUUCAGCGUCAGGAUAAGAGGAAUGCCGCUCAGCGAGGGUUGGAUGCUCUUGCUGGCUUUUUGACGUUUAGGAACGGGCUUCUUCCGCAAGGCCUCGUCCGACGAUAUUCGUAUCCACUUCGAGUAGGACAUAAGGCGGCGUAUCUUUGUACCGAGUCGACUAUUUACCGAUAUGUCGAGAGUCUGGAUUCGCCCAAGAAGUGGUUCAAGGCGAAUGUCGAUGCGAUUUUGGAUGUUUAUGGUUCGAAACAUCAUAUACAGAAGGAGGAUUUGUACUUUGUCAUCGGAACGUUGGAUGCACCUGAACAUGGACUCUUUGUGAGUCAUAGUCAUCCUGACGGACAGGUACAUUUCAAUGUCUACGCAUCUACACGAUCAAAACAACCUUGGGGAUCGUUUACGACGGAUACUGCUGUACGACCAGAACUGGGACCAACGUAUGAUGAACCGGUAUCGACGACGCCGGUAAAUAACAGUAAAGUGUCCAAUGCUGGUGGGGAGUGGCAGACGGUUUUAAUUGCAAGGUUGAGGUUCAAGCCUGACGUUCUAGAGCCUACUUCGCUUUAGACCUUCGCAUCACUAUUUUUCCUUUCCUUUUCGUCAAUCUUUUUUCCUCUCUAUCAACAUACGGACUCGCAUUUGGAAACGGCUCCCCCUAUCCUACAAUCAUAUCAAUUGUUUCCUGUUUCUCUUUUUUUAUUUUUCUCCCCUCGUGCAUCCAAAACUCGUACUUGUAGAUCACAUUACAUUAUCUAAACCAUCAGUAAGUAAAAAAACUCGAUUUGUAUACUCUGUUUGCCACAAUAAUACACCAACGUGGGAUGACCAUACUCACAAGCUC